Molecule: messenger RNA, 2095 nt
Organism: Perca flavescens (yellow perch)
Lineage: Eukaryota; Metazoa; Chordata; Actinopteri; Perciformes; Percidae
Exons: 7
Coding region: 13-2073 (686 amino acids)
Cellular component (GO): nucleus
Molecular function (GO): DNA binding
Source: RefSeq, a predicted model, not a curated record
GUAGAAAACAAGAUGCCCAACAUCAGGCAGAUGAGGAAGAGGGAGAGGAAGACCAAAAAAUGGACCCAAGAGGCAAUGGACCAGGCCAAGCAGGAGGUGGAAGCAGGCAGGCUCUCUCUACGGCAGGCAGCCAUGAGGUUUGGGGUCCCUAAGUCCAGCCUGAGUGACCGAGUCAGCGGAAGAGUGGCCUCCGAUUUUUCCAUCUGUCGGAGGUCACUCCUCACCCAUGCAGACGAAGACUCCCUGGUGGAGUACUGUCUGUACUCUGCUCUGCAUGGGUUUCCGCUGACAAAGCCUCAGGUCCUGGCCCACGCCUGGCCAUCUACAACCUCCGCCACCAGGAUGCGCAGAGGACCGCGCUUGAGGGGGCCCAUAGAAGACUAUUUCCGGCUCCUCACCACCACCCUGGAGGAGCAUGUGCUGAGGGAGAAACCCCGUCAGAUUUAUAACUGUGACGAGACGGGGUUUCAGCUGGAAACCAACAGACGGCAAGUCAUCGUGCCCCGGGGGACCAAGCAUGCAUACAGGCAGGCCCAGGGAACAAGGGAGCACAUCACUGUCCUGGCCUGCCUGAACGCGGCUGGGGAGGAUAUCCCCCCAUUUAUCAUCUACAAGGGGGGAUAUCCAGGGGGCCCCUACAAUAAAGUAGGAGUUCCCAAUGCCCUCUACGGGAAGUCGCAGGCAGGGUACAUAGACAGUGAGCUGUUCAGGAAGUGGUUUGUCGGGCACUUCCUGAAGUUUGCCACCCAGGAGCGCCCGCUGCUGCUGUUAAUGGACGGCCACAUGUCCCACCUGGAUCCAGAGCUUGUCCGGACGGCAGAUUUCUCUGGUGUUACAGGAGAUCUGUCGGCAGUGAACCACUCCUUCAUGGUUUCCAAGAAGGAGUUUUCAAGGGUCUUAAGGGACUCAUACCAGAGGGUGAAGGAUCGGGGGCUUGUGGUGGCUGGGUUUAGGAAGAGUGGCCUUUACCCUCUGGACCCGAUGGCCAUUGACUGGUCACGGGUCAUGCCGUCCGGGCGUGGGACCUCCUCACCACUUCCACCAACCCCAUCGGCAUCUUCCUGGGCUGGGCCUGAUGUUACCCACCCCAUAACACCCUCACCCCCACCACAGAGUCCACCUACCCACCCCAUAACACCCCCACCCCCACCACAGAGUCCACCUACCCACCCCAUAACACCCCCACCCCCACCACAGAGUCCACCUACCCACCCCAUAAUACCCCCACCCCAAAGUCAACCAGCCCCUAUCCUUCAUCCCCAGAAUCCACCAGCCAAUCCCUACCUCACCCAUCCCCUGGUAACAUCAGGCCGGAUAACAGUAGAUCUGGCCCACCUCCUGGCCGAAAUAAACUACAACAAAAGCACUGGCAAGGUCAGGAGGAAUAUCACCAAGGCCAGGAUACUGACAGCCCAGGAGAUGUCCGACACCAUCGAGGAGGUGGAGGACCGUGCUGCAAGGCAGGAGGCCCAAGCUCUGGCCAGAAGAGACCGAGAGCAGCAGCGGGCCAGAGACACCAGCCCGGCAGCCACUUCCUCUACCCUGCCUAGCGGCUCCCGCCCCAGCCGCAGAAGAACUUGGCCCCUCGGGGCUGCACCAGCAACCAGCUCCGGCAUUUCCAUCGCCGGUCCCUCAGCACCCUCUGCCCCCUCUUGUGCCUCCCACGGUUCCCAGCUGCCUGCCACCAGCGGCAGACCAUCCCGGACGAGCCUGCCUGCAGAGGGACACCACCACCCUCCAUCUCCUGAGCCUUCCACAUCGGGUGCAGGAUUGGGCCGCCGAGGGUCCACUUCUUCCUCUCCCUCCCACUCAAAAAGAACCAGCUCCUCCUCCUCCCUGUCUGUUGGGCCCACGACAUCCACCGGUCACACCGCUGCAAAGAGGAGACUGGAGCCGACAGUCUGGCGGUGUGGCCGGUGCAGGGAACCCGAACCUCCAGAGGCUCCAGAGGGAUUGGUGUCGUGGGUCCAGUGUGACAACUGCCACAAGUGGUUUCACACCACUUGUGUCAGCUGGGAGGAGGAUGAGCUGAACAAUAAUGAAUUUUGGUGUUUUUGGUGCUCAGAUGUUUAAUUUAUUUGUAUUUAUUUAUUUA